Messenger RNA from Pseudo-nitzschia multistriata, 1152 nucleotides. Lineage: Eukaryota; Bacillariophyta; Bacillariophyceae; Bacillariales; Bacillariaceae. The record is from the annotation of a GenBank genome assembly.
CUUAGCUCGUAAUACUCGUACGAACUCGUACCCACACGGCACUUUUUUCUAUCGUCCUGUGUCCCCAAUGGAAUGAAGACAACACCAAASGAARUAAUAGUUAGAGAAUGCCACUCAAUCUAUCUUCGAUUGCAUUGUUWACCAAUCUGACGUUUCUCACAUCAAUUGCGACAGCCCUCUCGCAGGGAGAGCUAGUUUCGUCGUUCGGCGCUGUCACAAUGGCGGUCACACCGAAACUAGUUCUCGUUGACCGAGAUGGGGUGGUAAACCAAGAUGUCGGGGCUCCAGGUGUUCUUCGAGUGUCGCAACUAGAGCUAACACCCGGUGUGGCUCUUGCCUUGGGUCGACUCCGUCGUGCGGGGUACACGGUUGCGUUGAUCACCAACCAGAGCUGCGUCGGAAAGGGGUUGAUUACGGAAGACGAUCUCGUGGACAAGAUUCACGRAAGAUUGGAGGAGAUGCUGCUGGCCGGAGAUCCAGAUGCAAAAUUCGACAAGAUCUUCUACUGCACGUCGUUGAAAGAAUCUAACGAUCACCGAAUGAAACCAAACCCAGGAAUGAUUGAGGAGGCAAUGGAACUAUUUGGCGUAGGUGUUCAUUCAAGUGAUUCUAUUUUGUUUGUCGGUGAUGCAUUAACAGAUAUUCAGGCUGCAGCUCGAGGAGGGGUUGGAACGAGAAUAUUGGUGGAGACGGGCUACGGUCGGGAGUUAAUGGGAGGAUUGAACGCACCAGAUUUGGAUGGAGAAGUCACAAUAGUCAAUGAAAAAGAGAGCAACAUAAACAUUACAKCUGCGACAGAUACCAUCGGCAAUUCUCCAAAGCCAUCAAUCUUUCCAUUUCUUUAUGCAAARAACUUUUAUUCGGCAGUGCAUUGGAUACUCAAAAACGAAAAGAAAGAGGAAUAAGAGGAGGGAAAGCGCAAUUGUCAAUUUCUACGCUCAGCCUCUUCUUGRAGAAAGUAAUACUAAUCCAGUGAUGGUGGCAUUCAUCUUGUUGAUAUUUGUCUCUAGUACACAUUCAAUAUCAUUCAAUGCAUGGCAAUAUUAAUACUACUAGUAGUAGUUUGUUUUGGGUGGCGUUGGGAAGAAGGUCUCUAUUGUUGAAAGGUGAGGGAAGCAAAAUAAUUACUAAAAAUAGAAAAUAAYACUUCUA